This is a messenger RNA of Saxophila tyrrhenica, 894 nucleotides long. RefSeq lists its product as uncharacterized. The record is from RefSeq and is a predicted model, not a curated record. Gene Ontology annotation, cellular component: membrane. The transcript is spliced from 6 exons. The coding region runs from base 1 to 894 and encodes 297 amino acids. Gene Ontology annotation, biological process: transmembrane transport. Gene Ontology annotation, molecular function: transmembrane transporter activity. NCBI's taxonomy places the organism in Eukaryota, Fungi, Ascomycota, Dothideomycetes, Mycosphaerellales, Extremaceae.
AUGGAUGGUCUUGGAGGUGUAGCAGUCCUAGAAGGAGCCUUGUCGGUCCUGACUGGGAUCGCCGUCUUCUUCAUCCUGCCUGACUCGCCCGAAAGUGCCGGAUGGCUCAACCAACGAGAGAAGCAGUUCUUGCGACGUCGUCUGGAUCAAGACUCGGGCACACGUGAGGGGCGAGUGGCUUCUACAGAGAAAUUCCAGCUCAAGUACUUGAUCGCUGCAUUAACUGACUGGAAGAUCUGGUUCACUGUGCUUGUCUACUGGGGCUCGACGAUUCCAAACUAUGCAAUGACCUUCACAGCUCCCCAGAUUAUCACCUACCUUGGUUACACCGCUGCUGAAGCCCAACUGCUGACAGUGCCAAUCUACGCUGGCGCUCUGAUCUCCACCGUGGUUUGCGCAAUACUGGCCGAUAAAUACAAGACUCGGUGGCCGUUCGUGGUCUUCCCGUACACCGCUGCUGCCAUCGGCUUCAUCGGCCUGCUGGCCACUCCUCAGGCCAGGCUCCCAGGUCUCACCUAUGCCUUCCUUUUCCCAGUCACUGCAGGCUGCUACCCAGGAGUGAUCACCGUCGUCUCCUGGGCAGCCAACAACCUUGCACCGAGCUCGAAACGUGCCGCCGGCUUGGGGCUGUCUCUCACGCUUGCAAACGCUGGUGGAAUAGUUGGCAGUAACAUCUUCCUUGCCAAAGAGGCACCCCGAUACUGGACAGGAUAUGGCCUCUGCAUGGCUUUCAUCUCUAUAGCGAUAGCCUCCGCACUUUUCCUACGCUUCACGCUCAAACGCGAAAACCACAAACGAGACCAAUACUCAGAGGAGGAAAUUAGGGAGAAGUACACCGAAGAGCAACUUCUCGAGAUGGGAGACGCCUCUCCACUAUACCGAUAUGUGUACUGA